This is a messenger RNA of Echinops telfairi (small Madagascar hedgehog), 2458 nucleotides long. It is a transcript of the gene RANBP3L, whose product is annotated as RAN binding protein 3 like. The record is from RefSeq and is a predicted model, not a curated record. Gene Ontology annotation, biological process: protein export from nucleus. Lineage: Eukaryota; Metazoa; Chordata; Mammalia; Afrosoricida; Tenrecidae. Gene Ontology annotation, cellular component: cytoplasm; nuclear pore. Gene Ontology annotation, molecular function: GTPase activator activity. The transcript has 12 exons. Bases 524 to 1792 code for a protein of 422 amino acids.
UAUGCUAAUAGCCUCGCCACUUUGCCCCGCCCACUUCCAGCCUCCCUUAAGAACGGGACACUUUCCGCAGCCCGAGAGCGCCACUCAGACCCAGCUUAGAUAACACUUGAUUUACCCCUAGGGCGCUUCAGUUUGGGAUUGUUGGUUUUUUCCCUUUGGGUAUUUAUUUUUCUAGACUUGGAAACACUAGAUUUCAUGUCAGCAGCAAGACCCAAAAACUGCCCAAAUUGUAACCUGUUAUUUUGUAGUCUCUUAUACUCCAAGGGAGAAGACUUUCCAUUUGCUAGUUUCCAUUGAAACACCAGUGGAGUGGUGUUUUUAGCCCAAAUGAAUUGGCAUCUUUCUAUGAAGGAGAAGUAAAAUUGGUAAAUAAUUACUUCAACAAUCAUGACAAAGAGAAGCUAGUAGGUUUGUUAGGGAAGUAAACGGGAUCUUGGUGUAUUUGCGUAGUUCUGGGUGUCUGAUGAGGGCCAUGUAGGAAAAGGAAAUGGUCCAGUGAUCGUCAAGUCAUGCUACUAGCACCAUGUCUACUCUGCAAAGAAGAGCCAACAGCCACUUGGGCAGCAGUCUGCACUUGUGGAAACUGCAGCUUCAGGAGCAGCAGCAGCAGCAGCCAGGAAAAGCUGUCAUUGCUCAGCCAACAUUUGUUUUUGACAAUAGAGAACACGCUUCUAAGAGACCCGCAGAAGACACCCUGUGUGGGGCUGCAGGACAUGGUCCUGUGAAGCAUUCCGAACAUCUUCUGAGACCUGCUGUUUUGCCGCCACCUCAAGUGCAGGGGUGCAAGAGAGUCAGAAGAACACCGGGCCACGAGGCCGUGGAAUCCUGCAAGACUAACAAAACAGCAGACCAUAAGGAAGGACAACCCUCUCUGAUUUUUGAAGGGAAUCCCUGCUUGCCAAAUGAAAAUUUACCAAGUGCCAAAAUCUCAGUCCAGUUGUCUCCUAACCAGCAUUUUGUAGGUGCUACAUCAGUAGGAUGUCAAGCAAAUGAAGAUAAGUGGUCUUUUAAAAGCUGCAAUUCUGAUUUCAUUUUUGGAGAAAAUAUGGUAGAAAGAGUUUCGGGUACUCAAAAACUCAAACAACCGCAACUUGAAAAUGAUUUAUAUACUAAGGAAAAGGCAUCUGAAUCCACUCUGAAAUUUACUAUCAACUCUCCAAAUUCAAAAACAGAUUCUACUAAAAAUAUAUCUCUAAUUGAGUCAGCUGCUGCUUUUUCUUCCAAUCCAACACCAAGAUGCUUGCUGGAGAAAAUCGAUGUCAUUACAGGGGAGGAGGCAGAACAUAAUGUCUUAAAGAUCAACUGCAAGCUUUUUAUAUUCAACAACACAACACAAUCCUGGACUGAAAGGGGCAGAGGAGCGUUGAGACUGAACGACACAGCGCGCAGUAAUUGUGGGACAUUACACUCGAGACUAAUUAUGCGCAACCAAGGCAGCCUGAGGCUGAUUCUCAAUAGCAAACUCUGGGCUCAAAUGGACAUACAAAGAGCAAACCAUAAAAGCUUACAAAUAACAGCUACUGACUUAGAAGACUACAGCAUCAAAAUCUUUUUAAUUCAGGCCAGUGCCAAAGACAUAGGAUAUCUGUACGCAGCAAUGCAUCAUCGGCUUGUUGCACUUCGAAGCUUCUCUAAACAGAGAGAAGUACAUCAAGGUGAAAAUCAGUCAGAACCAGCCCUCCAACAAGUAAACUGCGAUAGCUGUGAUGAGGAGGAGGAUUUCAUCAAAUCUCCUAAAAAUGGAUCAGAUUCUUCUAAGUGGACCCACCGACGAUCGGUUGCCUGCUCGUAAGUGCCCUCUCCUCUAAACAUGACAACAGCUGGUUGCCUUGGUGACGAUGCUAGACUGUCCUAAUUGAACGACAAAACCCUUUUCAUUCCUGAAGUUUUAUGUUUAAGAAACAUAUUAAGUUUCAAUUAAAUGGUUUCUUUUAUGUAGUCUAAUCAUUAUGAGAUUUUACAUUUUUAUUACUUUGGAGAAAAUGACAGAUUCAAAAGAAAUAUAAUGGUUUCAGAAGUUUGAAAUUCAAGAAAUUUAUUUAGGACUUGAUAAUUAAUUUGGACUACUCAUCACAUUGAUGGGUACAAUAGUUAAAAUGAUAAAUUACUGGAUUUGAUAAAUAUCUAAGCUAUUUAUUUUUUCAGUAAUACCUUGUCUGGCUAUAAAACAAAUCUUUCACAAACUUCCAAAAUCAAUUUUUGAAAAAGGGUUGAACUACACAACAGCAUUCCAUUAAAUCAUGUUUAUCUCCGGGUAAAUGUGUAUUUUCAUCUAUCCUUUGAUUUCCUUAUACGCUUAUAUAUUCAUGGUUUGACUUCCUUAGAGAACGUCCUUUCUUGUACUUGUAUCUGUUGCACUGUGAAAACUUCUGACACAUGGUUGGUAUCCAAGUUAUUGCAUGAAUUAAUAAAGGUCAUCGAUGUAUCAAAACAGCAAAUAUAAAAACAGUCAAAUAUG